Alosa alosa (allis shad) is the source of this 4931-nucleotide messenger RNA. It is a transcript of the gene stox2a, whose product is annotated as storkhead box 2a. NCBI's taxonomy places the organism in Eukaryota, Metazoa, Chordata, Actinopteri, Clupeiformes, Clupeidae. Gene Ontology annotation, molecular function: RNA polymerase II transcription regulatory region sequence-specific DNA binding; DNA-binding transcription activator activity, RNA polymerase II-specific. The record is from RefSeq and is a predicted model, not a curated record. Gene Ontology annotation, cellular component: nucleus; cytoplasm. Gene Ontology annotation, biological process: positive regulation of transcription by RNA polymerase II.
GGUAGCAGCAGCGGCAGCAGCAGCAGCACUGGCAAGCAAUAGCAAAGGCAGCUUAUCAGCACUAGCGGUAGCAGCGUUAGCGUGGAGGAGAGGAGAAGAGACAUUUCAAUCGGGGGAUGCUGUGCCGUCGAUGAAAAGGAGGGGGAAAAAAGCAGCUGCCGUCCUUCCUGAUUAUUCCUCCCUCUUUGGAUUUGCCCGAGACGAGAGACGGAUCUGUAAUCUUUCCACUUGCCGUGCAUUAGAUAUUUUUCUCCUUCUCCUCCGGCUGCUCUCUCUAUCUCUCUUUUUUUCUCUCUCUCUUGCGCUCGGUGGGCUCUCUUUCUGCUGCCAUCCCCCGGCUUGCGUAUCGUCGUUUGUCUAGAACGGAGGUUGCCUGGCGAUCGGAGGAGGAGGAGGAGGAGGUGGGGGGAGAAAUCGACACACAGGCUUCUCUGUCGACAGCGGUGUGUGCCGGAGUGCCUGCUUGGAGGUCACAGGAGAGACCGCCGCCUCCUUUUCUCUUUUUUACCCUCUUGAUAUAUUUUUUUGUAUUUUUGGCUGGAGGGGGGUGCUUUUGUCUCCCCGUGCACCCGUAGCUGAAUUGAGCCAUUGUUGGAAGGGCAGGCCUCGCUGUCUUUCUCCUCUCUCUCCCUCUCUCCCUUUCUCUCUCUCUCUCUCUCUCUCCCUCCUCACUCUAACCUCUCCCUCAUUCUCCAAUUCGCAUCCAACCUCCCUCUCUCCUCAUCACCAGGUUUUCCAUUUCCCUCUCCCAUCCCUCCCCCUGUAUAUCCAUCCUUUCGUUGAAAGGAGAGGGGGGAAAAAAAACCUUUUUCUCCGUAACUGGAAAGCUGCUCGCGGAAGCUUUUUCCUGGAUCAUCUUUAACCUUCCCUCCCAGCUCUCUCCCAGUCCCUUCCCUCUCUCCCUCUCUCUACCUCCAUCCGUCCUUCCUCCCCACCCCCUGUAACGCUGUAGUGGAGCGUUAUGAGCGCACGGUGGCGUAUGAAUGGGGCACCUGGCUGCGGUCGCGCAGGGCUGAGCUCCAGUGAAGGGUGAUGCCUGCGGGGAGUGCCGGCUUCUCUCCCCCGAGCACACAGCAGCAGCAGCGGCGCCGGUGCAGGAGACCCCCACCCCGGCCAGCGCCUCCCCCAUCCGAUCCCGGUCCUGCCUCCAGCGCCGUCACCACUGCCCCCUGAGCCCAGGCUCUGAGGCGGCAGCCAGGCGGGCAGGCGGGCAUUUGCUUGUUCUGUUUGUGUGUCUGAGUGUGUCUGUGUGUGUCUGUGUUUGUGUCCGCAGACGUGUGUGUGAGUGUGUGUGUGUGUGUGUGUGAGUGUGUGUGUGUGUGUGUGUGUGUGUGUGUGUGUGUGUGUGUGUGUGUGUGUGUGUGUGAGUGUGUGUGUGUGUGUGUUUGUGUGUAAGUGUGUGUAUGUGUGCGUGCGUCGCGCUGGCUCACGCCAUGUCUUUGGCCUGCUGAUCCCUCACCCGGGGCACCCCCUGCCAAUGUGCGGGAGGGACUGAGCCUGAGGUAGCCCCCUCCCCCCUCCUUCUCCUCUCCUCCCUUUACCUUUCCUUCCCUCCUCCCUCCUCCUCCCCUCUCCCACCUCUAACUGCCCCGCGCUUGGCACCCUCCUGCCCCCACCUACCAACCCUCUGGCCUCGCCAUGAAGAAGACCCGGAGCACCAACCUGCGCCGGGCCUGGCCUAGCGCCGAGUUCGCUGAGCGCCCCCCCGAGAGGACGCGCUCUCGCAGUGAGAAGGACUACCGCCACCACAAGCACUUCCCCCCGCCGCCUCCCCCCCCUCACAUAUCCCCCUCGCCACGGGGCUACAUGACACCAGGUGAUGUAUCUCCCAUCAGUAUGUCACCGAUCAGCCAGUCCCAGUUCAUCCCGCUGGGGGAGAUUCUGUGUCUGGCCAUCUCAGCCAUGAACUCGGCCCGCAAGCCCGUCACUCAGGAUGCGCUCAUGGAACACCUCGCCACCUGCUUCCCAGGGGUACCGACGCCUAGCCCGGAGAUUUUGAGGCAUACUCUGAACAUGUUGGUGCGGGAGAGGAAGAUCUAUCCCACACCGGAGGGCUACUUCAUCGUCACACCGCAGACCUACUUCAUCACGCCCUCCCUCAUCCGCACCAACAGCAAGUGGUACCACCUGGACGAGCGGAUAUCUGAGCGCCAGCAACAACAACAGCAACAACAACAACAACAACAACAACAACAACAACAACAACAACAACAGCAGCAGCAGCAGCAACAACAACAACAACAGCAGCAGCAGCAGCAGCAGCAGCCGUCUUCAGUGCAGCAGUGUACAUCUCCGCAGUCUGGGACGAUUACUCCAUCGACGUCGGGCUGUGUGCGGGAACGGGAACGCGAUCGUGACCGUGAACGUGAACGUGAGCGUGAGCGCCCCCGUGAGCCGCACCACAAGAAUCACUGCGAGCCGUACAACACGUACAACCGGGACGAGCUUGCGGGUCACCACACGUCCACGCUGCCGAGAAAGUCAUCCAAGGAGCCUAAGGGAGAUCCGCCGUCCUACCCCCAGCCACCGCCCCCUCCUCCCCAAGCCCAGCACCUACUCCCGCCCGAGCCCACCGACAAGACCAAGAGCACAGCUGCCUUCUCCUACAAGACGGACACGCUUACUAAGAAGAAGGAAGGGAGUGGAGGCGGCGGAGGUGGAGGAGGGGGCACUAGCGAGAAGCAGUCCAAGAAGUUCGGGCUGAAGCUGUUCCGCCUGAGCUUCAAGAAGGACAAGACCAAGCACCUGGCCACCUUUUCCGCCCAGUUCCCGCCCGAGGAGUGGCCGCUGCGAGACGAGGACACCCCGGCCGGCGCCGCCAUCCCCCGCGAGGUGGAGAUGGAGAUCAUCCGCCGCAUCAACCCGGACCUGACGGUGGAGAACGUGGCCCGGCACACGGCCGUCAUGAAGCGCCUGGAGGAGGAGCGGGCGCAGCGGAGCAAGGCGGGCUCGUCGGCGCAGCACAGCGCACGCAGCCGGCGCAGCCGCGGACACCGGCGCGCGCCCCACGGCAAAUCGCGCUCGCACAGUAAGACGCGGGCGUCGCGCGGCGACCCGUCCGAGAGCUCGCACCUGGACCUGGUGGCGGCAGUGAACGCCGACCGCGACUACCGCUUCUUCAGCCACUCGCUGGUGCGCUCGCCGCGCGAGGGCAUGUACACGGUGGAGCGCAGCCGCGCUGGCGGAGCCUACCUGGUGCACAGCAACCCCAACAUCGCCGAAGUCGAUCUUCGCCACGUCGAAAGUGGGACGUCGGGUGAGCUGGGCUGCCGGGCGACAGAGAUGCCCUUCCCUGAGCCGUCGCGUGGCACAUCGCACUCCCGCGUGCACCGCAGCCACAGCCACACGCAGGACCGGAAGUCGCGCAACGAGCGGCCGGACAAGGCCAAGGAGCGCUCACGCUCGAUGGACAACUCCAAAGGGCCACUGGGAGGGGCUCCGUCCUCACUGGGCACCCCAGAGGACUACGACCGCAGUCCCGAUGACCGCAGCCGUUACUACACGGACGACGGCACGCUGCGGGCAUCGUCGCAACAGGGACCGCACUACUCACGCAUCAUGUUCUCGGCUGCCAAGUUCAGCUCGGAGGUGUGCGUGCCGGACGUGGGCAAAGGCGGCCUGGACGAGUCGCGGCUCUGCAGCCCGCUGGAAAGGAACAAGAGCCGCGACAGCCUGCCCGCCUACAGCGAGCUGAAGGCCCUGUCACCCAAGCCGCUGACCGACGACUACUUCCAGUGCAACACGUCCAAUGAAACCAUCCUGACGGCGCCGUCGCCCCUGAGCAAGGCCGACCACGACACGCUGACCUCGUCGGAUGGGAUCAGGAAAGGCUCGCCGGCUGACAGGCAGACGCCGCACCUCACGUCGCCCCACUCGCUCGAGUACAAGGAGGACUCGUCCUCCAAGGGACAUGGCGGCUCGGGCAAGCCCACGCCCAGCCAGACCCCAGAACCCUUGCCCAACGGACGUUUGAUACCGCACCAACACAACGCCGACCCAGGGGGAGGUGCUGGCGGAGGAGGUGGGGGAGGAGGAGGAGGGGGAGGAGGGGGCAGCGGAAGCGGCUCGGGGAGCCUGAGCAGCAGCCUAGUCGACAAGCGGAAGGAGAUCUUCAGCAAAGACACUUUGUUCAAGCCCCCGCACAACUUGCUUAGCGUGGGGUACUCGGAUGGCAGCAGCACCAUUGGUGGAUGUUACUCCAAGUCGGGCACGCUGCGGAAGGCGCCCCACUCCAAGUCGGCCGAGGUGCUGGACAGCCUGGAUUCUGGCCCCCAGUCACUGCAGUCGCUGCCCCCCAACUCUGCACCCUCGCCCGCCUCUGUACCCGUGCCACCCGGCUCCGACCAGACGGCGGUGCCCUCCGCCUCGGAGGCCGGCUUUGACUAUUACAACGUCUCUGACGACGAGGAGGAGGACGACGCGGAGGACCCCUCGCGCAAGGACACGGGCUCAGCCGACGGGAAAGGCCGGGUCGAGAGCGGGCCGGUGGGUAGUACAGGGGGAGGCGGAGGGGUGUGCGGCGGUCCAGGCGGCGGAGGCACCAUGCAGUGGCUGCUCGAGAGGGAGAAGGAGCGCGACCUGCAGCGGAAGUUCGAGACCAACCUGACCCUUCUCAGCCCCAAGGAGACGGAGAACAACAGUAGCCAGAAGUCGGCCCACUCGGCUCGGCUCGACAGCAUGGAUAGCAGCAGCGUGACGGUCGACAGCGGCUUUAACUCUCCACGUACGCGUGAGAGCCUGGCCUCCAACACCUCCAGCAUAGUGGAGAGUAACCGACGGCAGAACCCGGCCCUGAGUCCCGGCCACAUGGGCACCACCAGCAUCGGGCCACCUUUCGGGUUCCGCAGCAUCCCCGAGCCACCCACCACCCAGCCCGAGAAACUGCAGAAGUCCCCCAACUGCUUGGCCUCCAUCACUAGUGUCUGACCAUU